UUAAGAAAAGGAGGAUUACUUUAAGAAAUCAACAAAAACUUUGAAAGAGCACAGGGAGUCACAUUAGUACCAAGAAAUGGAAGCCCACUCUUUCGUUUUUCUUUCAAAAACCUCUGCAUUUCUUUGAUCUCUUCAAUUUUCUAGUCACCAUUAUCAUUCUUUUGAUCCAUCUAUAGCUGACUCACUCCAACAUUUACAUUUAUUCUUUGAAAUCUUUGACACACUUUCUCUCUCUCUCUGAGUAGAAAAAGAACAUAAAAGAAAGAUAAAAAUGAUUCAGCUUUUGUUUACAGGGAUUUUCUCAGAGAUGGCAUUGAUAUUGAUUCUUGUUUUCAAGACUCCUUUCAGGAAGUUGGUUUUGAUGGGUUUGGAUCGGGUAAAGAGAGGUAGCGGUCCAAUCAUUGUAAAGACUGUGGCAGGAACGAUUCUUGUGGUGUUGAUAUCAAGUGUUUAUAGUAUGAUGAAGAUCCAGAAACGUGGGAUCGAUGAGGGUUUUGUCAAUCCAACUGACCAGGUUCUCAUGGCUAAGCAUCUUCUUGAGGCUACUCUUAUGGGAGCCAUGCUUUUCCUUGCACUAAUGAUAGACAGACUACACCAUUAUAUUAGAGAACUUCGUAUGCGGAGGAAGAGCAUGGAGGCUGUGAAGAAACAAAGUCGAGUUGCUGAGGAUGGAAAAGCUGAGGAGAACAAAGCCCUGGGAGAAGAAAUGACCACACUGCGAGCAAGACUUAAGCAACUAGAAUCUGAACUGGAAGUGAAGACAAAAGAGGCACAUGCUUCAGAAACCAAUGCAGUUGCUCUGAGGAAGCAAUCUGAGGGAUUUCUUCUCGAGUAUGAUCGCUUGCUUGAGGAAAACCAAAACCUACGGAACCAAUUGCAAUCUUUGGACUUGAGAUUAUCGCGUUCAGGUAGCAAGAAGAAUACUUAGAGAACCAAAUAUCAAUCAAGCACCCUCAUUAAAUAGUUCUUUCCAAGUUCCUUUUUGUUUCAUACUAUUUAUUUUGACUGUGUCAAAGUGGGUUUUGAUGAUUAUGGUUUAUUCUGAUGUAUGCAUUGCUGUAAGUGUGGAGAAAAAAGACAAAUACAAAAGAGAAGAGGAAAAGAUAAUAGGUUUCCAUUUUCUUGUUAAAUUGAAGUAGACUAUUGCUGAAAUAGAAUGAAUCAACUUUAUUCCUGAGA
This is a messenger RNA of Ricinus communis (castor bean), 1179 nucleotides long. RefSeq lists its product as uncharacterized. Gene Ontology annotation, biological process: endoplasmic reticulum to Golgi vesicle-mediated transport; intracellular protein transport. The coding region runs from base 272 to 928 and encodes 218 amino acids. Lineage: Eukaryota; Viridiplantae; Streptophyta; Magnoliopsida; Malpighiales; Euphorbiaceae. The record is from RefSeq and is a predicted model, not a curated record. Gene Ontology annotation, cellular component: endoplasmic reticulum; endoplasmic reticulum membrane. The transcript is spliced from 2 exons.